Sebastes umbrosus (honeycomb rockfish) is the source of this 7727-nucleotide messenger RNA. It is a transcript of the gene adamts3, whose product is annotated as ADAM metallopeptidase with thrombospondin type 1 motif, 3. Bases 1 to 3522 code for a protein of 1173 amino acids. The transcript has 22 exons. Gene Ontology annotation, biological process: proteolysis; extracellular matrix organization. The record is from RefSeq and is a predicted model, not a curated record. NCBI's taxonomy places the organism in Eukaryota, Metazoa, Chordata, Actinopteri, Perciformes, Sebastidae. Gene Ontology annotation, molecular function: metalloendopeptidase activity. Gene Ontology annotation, cellular component: extracellular matrix.
AUGGCUGUCCCAUCACUAGCGUUACUACUUGUAGGAGUUGUCUUGACUUCAGCUGACAAGGCUGGUGAAGUAGAUAGAGAGGACCAGCUGAGGAGCCGGCUGAAAGAGUACGGCCUCGUCACUCCCUUCAGCACCGACUCUCAUGGACACUACCUGUCACACCUGCUCUCCGCCACCCACAAGCAGCGCGUCAAGAGAGAGGUGCUUUCUUCUGGUGAAGCUGAACAGAAACUUUUCUUCAACAUCUCUGCCUUCGGGAAGGAGUUCCACCUCCGCCUGCGCCCAAACAACAGGCUGGUUGCGCCGGGCGCGAUGGUGGAAUGGCACGACGAGAUGCAAGGCUUCGGGAACAUCAGUUACCGCGGCGAUGCCGGUGCGGGCGCCAACCAGACUGAAGCCACCAGCGGGGCAGAGAGGAUACUGCACCGAGAGCUGCUAAAGACAGACUGCACCUUUAUCGGUGACAUCACAGACGUGCCCGGGGCCUCGGUUGCCAUUAACAACUGCGACGGACUGGCUGGGAUGAUCCGCACCGACUCCGACGAGUACUUCAUUGAGCCGCUGGAGCGAGGCACUCAAGAGCUGGAGGACCAGGGCCGGGUCCACGUGGUUUACCGCAGGUCGGCUCUGCUGCAGAACCCCUCCGACAUCUCUGUGGACUACCAGCUACAAGAACCAGAGCUGGAUGUACCCGGGACCCUGGACUCUGUAGCCCGGCAGGUCAAUGAGACUGUCCACCGCCGUCGGCGCCGAGAUGCCGGGGAGGACGACUACAACAUUGAAAUCCUGCUGGGAGUUGAUGACUCUGUGGUUCGGUUUCACGGCAAAGAGCAUGUGCAGAACUACCUCCUCACUCUCAUGAAUAUCGUGAACGAGAUUUACCACGACGAGUCGCUGGGAGUCCACAUCAACGUGGUCCUGGUGAGGAUGAUCAUGCUGGGGUAUGCCAAGUCCAUCAGCCUCAUUGAAAGAGGGAACCCAUCACGGAGCCUGGAGAACGUGUGCCGCUGGGCGUUUGUGCAGCAGAAAGGUGACCCUGAUCACGCCGAGCACCACGACCACGCAAUUUUCCUCACUCGCCAAGGCUUCGGCCCCACGGGGAUGCAGGGUUACGCUCCAGUCACAGGAAUGUGCCACCCGGUCCGGAGCUGCACCCUCAACCAUGAAGACGGCUUCUCCUCAGCCUUCGUUGUGGCCCACGAGACCGGACACGUGUUGGGCAUGGAGCACGAUGGCCAAGGCAACCGCUGCGGGGACGAGACGGCGAUGGGAAGCGUAAUGGCUCCUCUGGUGCAGGCGGCCUUCCAUCGAUACCACUGGUCGAUGUGCAGCGGACAGGAGCUGAAGAGAUACAUCCACACUUACGACUGUCUCUUGGAUGACCCCUUCAAACACGACUGGCCGCAACUCCCUGAGCUUCCUGGCAUCAACUACUCGAUGGACGAGCAGUGUCGAUUUGACUUUGGAGUGGGCUAUAAGAUCUGCACCUCAUUUCGUACGUUUGACCCGUGUAAACAGCUGUGGUGCAGUCACCCCGACAACCCCUACUUCUGCAAAACCAAGAAGGGGCCGCCUCUCGAUGGGACCGAGUGUGCUCCUGGAAAAUGGUGCUACAAAGGUCACUGCAUGUGGAAAAACCCUAAUCAGGUCAAACAAGACGGCGCCUGGGGCUCCUGGAGCAAAUUUGGCUCCUGCUCGCGCUCCUGUGGAACUGGAGCUCGCUUCCGAACACGUCAGUGCAACAACCCGGCGCCCUCCAACGGUGGCCAGGACUGCCCAGGAGUGAACUACGAGUAUCAGCUGUGCAACAUUGACGACUGCCCCAAGCACUUCGAAGAUUUCCGAGCCCAGCAGUGUCAGCUCCGCAACUCCCACUUCGAGUUCCAAAAUGCCAAACACCAUUGGCUGCCCUACGAGCAUCCCGACGCCAACAAGAGAUGCCACUUGUACUGCCAGUCAAAGGAGACGGGAGACGUGGCGUACAUGAAGCAGCUGGUGCAUGAUGGGACACGAUGCUCCUACAAAGAUGCCUACAGUAUCUGCGUGCGUGGAGAGUGUGUGAAAGUUGGCUGCGACAGAGAGAUUGGCUCCAGCAAAGUUGAGGACAAAUGUGGCGUUUGUGGCGGGGACAACUCCCACUGCCGCACCGUUAAAGGAACCUUCACCCGAACGCCAAAGAAACCUGGUUACCUUAAGAUGUUUCUCAUUCCUCCUGGAGCUAGACAUGUGAUCAUCCAAGAACAUGAGGCCUCCCCUCAAAUUCUUGCAAUCAAGAACCAGGCAACCGGGCAUUACAUCCUCAAUGGAAAAGGAGAGGAAGUCAAGUCCAGAAGCUUCAUUGACUUGGGCGUGGAGUGGCACUACAUUAUCGAGGACGAUGUGGAGACGCUGCACACUGACGGACCUCUGCAUGACCCCGUAGUGGUUCUGAUUAUACCCAGAGACAAUGAAACACGCUCUACUUUAAUGUACAAGUACAUCAUCCAUGAAGAUUCAGUGCCUGUCAACAACAACAAUGUCAUCCAGGAGGACACGUACGAGUGGGCUCUGAAGAGCUGGUCUCCGUGCUCCAAGCCAUGUGCCGGAGGGUUUCAGUACACCAAGUAUGGAUGUCGAAAGAAAGGAGACACCAAGAUGGUCCAUCGGGGCUACUGCGACGCCAGCAAGAAGCCCAAACCCAUCCGCAGAAUGUGUAACCUUCAGGACUGCACGCAGCCUCAAUGGAUCUCAGAGGAAUGGGAGCAUUGUACCAAAACCUGCGGCAGCCUGGGCUUUCAGAUCCGGACCGUUCGCUGCGUGCAGUUCCUCCACGAGGGCACCAACCGCUCCGUCCACAGCAAGUACUGCAGCGGGGAGAAGCCAGAGAGCCGGAGGCCCUGUAACAGAGUCUCAUGUCCCGCCCAGUGGAGGACCGGAGCCUGGUCUGAGUGCUCUGUGACCUGUGGAGAGGGGAUGGAGAGGCGUCUGGUCACUUGCCGGAUCGGAGAUCAAUGUAACGGAGAAAAACCUGAAAAUGUGAGACCAUGCAGACCGGGACCCUGCCACGAUGAGCCAUGUAAUGGAGACAAAUCCAUCUUCUGCCAAAUGGAGGUCCUAGCCCGGUACUGCUCUAUUCCAGGCUACAACAAACUGUGCUGCGACUCCUGCAGCAAGCGCAGUGGAGCUCUGUCUCUGUUCUCAGAGGCGGUUGAGACGGAGGAGCACGUCCGCUUCGGAUCGGCCUCCCAGCUGUUAGAGACACUAACGGCCUCUGCAGCGGCCAACGGCACUCGCAUUGGUAAACAAGGCUCCGGCAAAGGAUCAGGCAAUGCCGCGAAACACGCCACCACCCCUGCCCCGCUUAAGAAAACCCCGUCAAAGAUCACAACAGCACCACGGCGGGUCCCACGGCACAUGGGUCUCACUGGCAGGAAGCUGCCCGCUAUGGCGCCGUCUCCCCUGGCAGAAUCCACAGAUGGUCAAAGGUCGAGCAGCUUGACGGAUAGUCGGUGGCAACCAGCGUAUACUGAAGUGGAGAGAUGAAAGUGACGCCCUUCCCCUUCAGGACUCUUAAUGUACAGCAGAUAAUCCAGCUUCACCCUGAAUCUUCUCACGCCAAAAACACCACAAAGAGAGAGAAACGGAGAGAAAGAAAGAAAAGUGCUGGUUCACUUUGUUGUUAAUUUCCCUUCCCUUCUGCCCCUCAUAUUGACUUUUAAUAUGACGUCUCACGCGGAGCUCCCAGAGUAUAUUAUUACUUAAACAGCUCGCUUUAACAGGAGAAAAUAAUACAAUAAUUUCAAUGUAAUGGGGGCACAUGGUCCGAAGGGAAUUUUCAUCCGUGUCAAAUGAAAAGCUCAAUGAAACGCAGCUUCGUAGUGAUCAAUUUUAGGGAUAUAAACUAACCAAAGGACGGAUUAAUAUUCAGAAGAAGCAUGUAAUUUACUGGCUCCAAACGUUUAACAGUAGAUAUUACAAAGAAACAGUUGCUUUAUUCCAACCAAACCUUUUUUAACCCAGCGAGUCUUGAAGCCUUCUUUGAUAUCACUUACAGUGACAGGAGCAGGAAGGUGUCUGUACUUCCCCUCUGAUUGGUCUUCUCUCUGGUCUUGUCAUUUAAUGAAUCAGACCCCUUGUGUCAGCAGAGCGUUGCGGCGGGUUGUCCUCAGCAGACGGCGAGAGAGAAAAUGUCAACAGGUGCAGUCAUUAGAGCUGAUUCAAUUUGUGAAAAUGUAUGCAGACUGCAGAAGUAGAACAGAAAUAGACACAGGAAAUUGCACUUGUGGCCGUGUUAAAAAACAGCUUGAGUGUAAAAAGUUACAUUUAUGUUCUUUUGGUAAAUCCCAGAUGCUUUUCAUGCGAUUCAAAUUGCAUAACAGCAUGCUGCAACUAAUGAAACACCUCCAUGUCAGAUCUGUAGACAGUCACCUUUGAAGUUGGUGGGAGGAGGUUUAAUUUGAAUUUGAAGAUGAUGGGGGAAAAAAGUUUCAAAGAUCUAAAACGGAUCAUCUGAUGCAGCUGAAAAUCCCCUUUUUACUUGAACGUUACAAACUGCCAUUUUCUUGCCAAAAAAACGUGUGAAGCUCGACUUAUAGAGAAUUCACCUGUCCCAAUACUUGAGGAGUCAACGCAUAUACAAAAUCAAACACCAGACUUUAUAUAUGGCCACAUAUGGAAAGUGGCCAAACCAGUGAAAACCAUUAGGAAAAUGGUUUUAGUUGUAUAGAUUAUUUUUUUUUAUAUAUCCAGCAAUGUCUGUUAAAUGGCGCUCUACAGUUUCUAUGGAAAUGGGUAUUUAUAAAGGUUCCUGUAAAUACUGUACAUGAAAAUAUCAGUAUUAUUUUAAGAAGCUGAGGAUACAUUCAAAAAACAUUUUAAUCAGUUAUAAUAACAUAUAUUAUUCCUAAUGUUUACAGUUUCAGCAGCGAUGUUAAUAAUAACGCACUAUCUCACUCUAAAUGCUGGUGCACAUUUCUCUGGGGAAUGUUUUAAAGUUCACCAUUUAGAGAAAUGUGCUUGUUUGCUUUCUUGCUGAGAGUUAGAUAUGAAGAUUGAUACCACUUUCAUAUCUGUACAGUAAUAUGAAGCUGUUAGCUUAGCUUAGCAUAAAGACUGGAAGCGGGGGGAAACAGCUAGCCUGGCUCUGUCCAAGGUCCUCUAUCAACACCUCUAAUGCUCAGUAAAAUAUAUCAUGUUUAAUGUUUAAUCCGUACAAAACCAAUGUGUAAAAGACGACACAAAAAGAUUUUGUUAGCUUUGAACAAAGUCAGGCUAGCUGUUCCCCCUUCUUGCAGUCAUUGCACUAAACUAAGCUAAUCCUGUUUAAAGGCCCAGACACACCAACCCGACGUCAAAGAACUAGAGGCCACCAGUUCAAUCGCCUCACACCACCUUUGUCUUGGCCAAAAAGUUGCACACCGCAAAGAUGACGGCCAACUAAACUAAUAAUAUAUCAGUGUAUUGGAAUGAUCGGAUGAGAUGAAGAAGAAAAAUGAGAAGAACCUUUUGUGUUUUUCCUCUUGACUUUACUCGUUUGCUUGCUUUCCUCACUUCCGUUUUUCUUCUCGUGCACUGAUUUUGUUUAAGCUGAACCGCCAAUCAGAGUGAUUUCUCUCACCGAAGUACUCUGCCACCGAUUCGACUUGCUGAAUCAUGUUGGGCAGACUAGAGCCGACGGUGUGGGACACUCUGUAAAAACUAGACCGGCAGACGCUCACCGACGGCCCCAAACUGUCCGACGGCCGACCGUCGGCUUGGUGUGUCACGGCCCUAAAGAUGCUGAGAGUGGUAUCAAUCUUCUCCUUUAACUUAUGCCAAGAAAGCGAAUAAGCACAUAUCCCAGGAUGUCAAACUUUUCCCUUCAAGAAGCAUCUUAUACACGUUAUUUCAUCCAAGCCUUUACCCUUUUUUCUAAAUCAGAAGUUUGUAUGGUGCUAGCCAUCGACCGUUUCCACUCUUUGUGUUGCCCUCCUCGUGAAAGUUUUUCCUCAGAAAGGUUGAUGUUUUUAGGUCAAAGAAGGGAACUAAGUAGGGAACGUAUUUAACAAGUGUUCUCAAUACUGUAUGUCAUAUACAGCAGGCGCUUGUUCAGCUUGAACAGACUAAAAAAAGGAAGAUUUCACCAUGCAACUGAAAUGUGUUGUGAAAUUUCUACUUUGAUGUGACCAUGAAAGACGCAAACACUCAUCUUGAAAAUGCUGUUCGGUUUUAGAUUUGCAGUUUAAUUUUCUAUAGUGACAGUUCAACUUUCAACUCACUUAAAGCUGCAUUAAGCGUUUUUUGACCACUAGGGGGCAGACAGACCCCCAAACAAACUCACAGUUGCAUAUUUACACAUCCAGCAGAAAUAGCAUCCCAUUAAAUCACGUUUCUGUCCACCUGAUGAAUAUAAAUCCAACAUUCACCAUCUUUUUAGCUCUGUUUGGGUCUCUACCAACUCCUCUCUUUAGCUCCUAGAUGUUUCACUUUCUUCAGCAGCUACUUGUUUAUUUCAGCUCUCUGCUGUUUGGUGCUAACAUACACUCAGCUUUUUGAUUUUAUCUGGGGGAGUUGAGCAACGAGCUAACAGCUGUGUAGUGCUGCAGGUGUUUAUUCUCAGGUGGUUCAGCGCCGUGAGCGACCCUUUUCACACAUUGGAUUCAAUUUUAAUAUCAAAAAUCUCGCUUAAUGGAGCUUUAAGCUCAUCACACAUAUUCACAUUCAGUCUGAACAAAGUGUUUAUUGUACAUUUUGUGUUUGCAGGAACAAAGCCUCAUUGUAAGCACAAGAAGCUAAAAGAGUUUUACUGUAUUUGGAGCAUGUUUUUUUUUUCCAAAGUUUUUCCUAAAUGGCUUUUUUUAUGGUGGAAGAAGGUUCAGGAGAGAGAAAGCUAUUUAUUUAAAAAAAAAAACUUCACAACCACCAUGCAUCUGACUGCAAUAGCAAAGACACAGUUUUGUGUUUUCAGCAAAGAAAUAACUAUUCACACUCACUCCUGUGUGCCAAUGUAUAGUACAUGUAUAUAGCAUUGAGUACAUAAAUAUUUAUUGAACGUUAAAGGGUUGUUUUUACAGUAUGUGCAGCGCCAGCUGGUCAAUAAGCUGCAGCAGAUAAACCAUUGAAUCACAUUUAUGCAAAUCUUUCAUCCACAUUUUCACAUUUUAAAUGGAUUUCUACUUUUUUUUAUGAUAGACUAGAAAUUACAUUGUUUUUUGCAAACAAUUAGAUGUAAAUAUACAUGCUCAAAUCUUGAGAUGUUUUGUCAGAAAGCUGUCUUUUCACAGCUGUUUUGUAGAAGUUGUUUAACAGAGCUGUUACAUCACAGCGACAUGUACUGACCAGACAAAUGCUUUAUUUUAACCAAUAAAACAUGAAUAGUGUAGAACCAGUAAACCAGUAAAGUUGUGUUUUUAUGCUGUUUGUAGUUGUCAGUAUUGUCUAACCAUUUUCCACAUCCUUUACUUGCUGCCUAUACAACAUUGCUGCUAAUUUUAUGCAGAGCUUGUAAUGAUAAAUAGGAUAGUUGUAGAUGUUUCAUUGACAAUCCCUGAGCCUCAGACAGAUAUUACUGCAAUGGAUUCUCCAUGUACUGUAUCAAUACCCCCUGUGCUAUUCGUGCAUUGAAGUAUUACGAUUGUCAUGACUGUCAGUCACUCUCUGCUCUAUUUGCUCUAUUUCUAUGUAUUUGUGUAGAUUGAAGUGUACACUACUGAUGCUGUUUGUUGUAAUGGGGAGCACAUAGCAAUAAAAGAUACGAUUAACUUCUCGGA